Bombina bombina (fire-bellied toad) is the source of this 1967-nucleotide messenger RNA. Its product is annotated as zinc finger protein OZF-like. NCBI's taxonomy places the organism in Eukaryota, Metazoa, Chordata, Amphibia, Anura, Bombinatoridae. Gene Ontology annotation, biological process: regulation of transcription by RNA polymerase II. Bases 369 to 1808 code for a protein of 479 amino acids. The transcript is spliced from 4 exons. Gene Ontology annotation, molecular function: DNA-binding transcription factor activity, RNA polymerase II-specific; RNA polymerase II cis-regulatory region sequence-specific DNA binding. The record is from RefSeq and is a predicted model, not a curated record.
UUAGUGGCUGCACAUAUUUAUCUCUUGUCUUUGGCUCUCCAGAUGUGUUCAGCUAGCUUCCAGUAGUGCUGCUGUGGAGCUGACUUUAAUUAGGUGUUUAAUCCCUAUGGAUCCAUGGAAUAAUGGAAUAAAGUUCCAAUAGAGGCGGUAAACACAAGGGCUGUAUAAUAAUAAAAUAAUAAAAAUAUACCUGGGACAUGCAUAAGGCUAUCCUAAGAAAACAAUAUGUAACAUGGUUAGACUUGGUUCUUAUCUAUCUAUGUUACCUGCAUCAUAUUAAUCACAGUAAAAUAAUAAUGACAACAUGUUUUGUCUAUGAAUAUGUUUUUCGUAUGUAUUUACAACCUGUAUAGAUUCCAAGCGGCACAAUGAUGGCUGAUGACAUAGCAGAGAUCUGCAGUUCACCUGACGGGGGACAACCUAAGUUUGAUGAAGUUGCUGUUUACUUUUCUAAGGAAGAAUGGGAAUAUUUAGAAGACGAUCAAAAAAAUCUUUACAAGGACGUGAUGAUGGAUAAUUAUAAUUCCCUUAGGUCUCUAGGUUGUGUAAAUAUGAUGCCUACAGUUGUGUCAAAGAUAGAACAUGGGGAGGAACCGUACGUUAAUAAUUCCCAUCAGACCAAGCUGCUGUCGUCAAUAGAGACUAAAAAAGAUUCUUUGAACUGUGGUACUGUUAAAAAUGGGGUUUCCUAUGAUUCAGCAGAAUUUGUAGUCGACAACAGGGCCAACAAAAAUUCUAAAAAUCUAAACCACAUUAGAGUAAAAGUGGUUAAGUUGAAUGGAAAAAAGUUGAAAAAAACAGGCGGCCAUAAAGAAUCCACAAUAUCUUCUAUAAAUGACCAACAUGAAAAUAUAAAGACAGACUUUUCUGCUAACAAUUAUGAUAAAAACAGAAAAGUACAGAAAAUUAGGAAGAAAAGAUCAAGAAAGAAAUAUACAGUUGACAAUGAAGAGAAGACGAUUCCUUGUUUAGAAUGUGGGAAAUUCUUUGCAAGAAAAACGCAUCUUCGUGUGCAUCAAAGAAGUCACUCAGGAGAAAAACCAUUUCCGUGUCCUGAAUGCGGGAAAUAUUUUAGCUGUAAUUCAAGUCUCGUAAGACAUCGGUUUCUUCAUACAGGACAAAAACCUUUUACGUGCAAUCAGUGUGGUAAAUCCUUUAGCUGUAACGGAAACAUGAUCAGGCACCAGAGUAUACACUUAGAAGAGAAAGCCUUUGCGUGUUCGGAAUGCGACAAAUGUUUUAGGGACAAAGUUCAGCUUCGUGCACAUCAGAGGAGUCACAGCGGCGAUAAACCCUUCGCAUGUACAGAAUGUGGGAAAUGCUUUAGCCAGAAAUCACAUCUCGUGAUCCAUCAGAAGAUACACACGGGAGAAAAGCCGUUUUCGUGUGCUGAAUGCGGGAAAGAUUUCAUCCGUAAAUAUCAUCUUGCCGUGCAUCAAACAGUUCACUCAGGAGAAAAACUAUUUGAGUGUUCUGAAUGUGGGAAAUAUUUUAGCCGUAAAUCUCAACUGGUGACCCAUCAAAACACUCAUAAAGGAGAAAGGCCAUUUAUGUGUUCAGAGUGUGGAAAAUGCUUUGGCCAGAAGUCACAUCUUCUUAUUCAUCAAAGGAUUCAUACGGGGGAUAGACCAUUUGCAUGUAAUGUUUGUUCAAAAUGCUUUAUUACAAAAUCAGAACUUGUCAGGCAUUACAGAAUUCACACAGGAGAAAAACCUUAUCAGUGUUCUGUAUGUGGGAAGUGUUUUAGCCGUAAAUCGCAUCUUGCUUUGCAUCAAAGGACCCAUAUAAGAGCUCCAACAUUAACCUGAUUUGAAACACGUUUUGUAUAAACAACAGAUAUCUGUGAUUUAGCAAGUUACAUAUACAUACAGACCCACAUAUGAAUACUUUGGAUCCUUACAGGCAUAACAGGAUAAGCUAGUUACCAAAUGGAGGAAUAGGCCCUUCUUCAACAUUAUCAUUCUUGA